This is a messenger RNA of Tetrapisispora phaffii CBS 4417, 702 nucleotides long. It is a transcript of the gene HLJ1, whose product is annotated as type I HSP40 co-chaperone HLJ1. Gene Ontology annotation, cellular component: endoplasmic reticulum membrane. The coding region runs from base 1 to 702 and encodes 233 amino acids. Gene Ontology annotation, molecular function: Hsp70 protein binding. NCBI's taxonomy places the organism in Eukaryota, Fungi, Ascomycota, Saccharomycetes, Saccharomycetales, Saccharomycetaceae. The transcript has a single exon. Gene Ontology annotation, biological process: cellular response to misfolded protein. The record is from RefSeq and is a predicted model, not a curated record.
AUGUCUACUGUUAAUUUCACAUCAGAGCAAGAGAAAGUGGCUUUGGAAGUGUUAUCGAAAGAGAAACAUGCUUUUUACGACAUUCUGAAUGUUCAAAAAAGUGCUGAUAGUGUAGAGAUCAAAAAAUCAUAUAGAAAACUUGCUAUUAAGUUACAUCCCGAUAAGAAUCCUCAUCCAAAAGCAGGCGAAGCAUUUAAAGUAAUCAAUAGAGCUUUUGAAGUCCUGAGCGAUGAUGAAAAGAGAAGUGUUUUUGAUAGAAUAGGUAGAGACCCUGACGAUAGAACUGUGCCGGGCGGUGGUGCAGGUGCCGGCAGUGGUAGUGGAUUCGAGGAUAUGUUUUUCCGAGGUAAUGGAGGUCAUCCUUUCCAACGUCAUCCAGGAAACGCAAUGCCACCAGAGGAUAUAUUCGAUUUUUUGUUUAAUAUGAAUGGAGGAGGCAGUCCAUUUGGCGCACCAUUUGGUGGCGGUGCCACUACUUUCACAUUUGGCGGACCAGGUGGCUUUAAAGUUUAUACAAACGGUGGUGGAAAUGGCAAUCCAUUUUUCCAACCGAAUCGUAGCCAUCAGAGAAGAAGAGCUGCUCAACAACCACAAAAUGGAGAUCCAGCUGAGAGAAACGAUGUUUACGAUACUUUCCGUGUCAUACUUCCAUUUUUGGUUCUAUUCCUUGUGCCUUUACUAGAGAGAUUACUGUUUGGUUAG